Branchiostoma belcheri (Belcher's lancelet) is the source of this 4154-nucleotide messenger RNA. RefSeq names its product baculoviral IAP repeat-containing protein 7-like. Gene Ontology annotation, biological process: regulation of cell cycle. The coding region runs from base 799 to 2886 and encodes 695 amino acids. Gene Ontology annotation, cellular component: nucleus; spindle microtubule; cytoplasm. NCBI's taxonomy places the organism in Eukaryota, Metazoa, Chordata, Leptocardii, Amphioxiformes, Branchiostomatidae. The transcript is spliced from 8 exons. The record is from RefSeq and is a predicted model, not a curated record.
UCCCAGUCUGGUCACAUAAAUUCACUGCGUGGCAGUUGUGCGCGUUAGUUUUGUCACAAGAGGAGUUCGUAGUCUCAUCUAAACUUGUAUUCGCCGCCUCUUUAUACAACCUAGAGUCGUUCUGACGGCGAAUGUGUUACAUUCGAGCCGAGUCUGGGACGAUUGUACGAGAAAAUCAGCAGCAGUUGUUGACCGACCGUCAGCUAUUUUCGUUUUGAAAUUUUAGUUCAACAUGGUUACGCUGGAUUGGGACAGUGCGCCAGGCCCACUGGACGAAAUCAGACCAGAGGCCAGGAAGCUGUAGAACGCGACCGUGGAUUCGGACAGAUUUGAUUCAGCUAAUGAUUCUGUGGGUGAUACUUGUCUCUCACAGGACUUUCAGAAGUGCUCGCUCCACUCGUCGGAAGACCAAAGUUCACAGCCCGCCCCGGUAGGAAGAGCAGAGGAACUGGUGGAACGCUUGCAGCCGACACAGAGGGAGGAAUUCCCAGAAGAAACCUGCAAAUCCUGCCAGGACGAGACAGAAGAUGACUGUAUCGAACCAGACGAGGAUCCCAGCGAGGAACUAAGGGAGAACUUGGCAAGAGAAGCCUUCUGCCAAGACCAAGACGGCGACACGUUCGUCCAAACUUCCUCUCUUCUCUGCAUCGGAUCAACAGAGCAGUGUAAAUUCUAGUUGGUGCUCUAGGCUGAAGCAGUACUUGGUGACAGCCAACAAACCACUUGGAAAUAUCAAGGUCAACAUCAAAACCCCAGCAACAAGUAGAACAAGUGAAUUGCAUCCCAGAAGUGGUAACAAUGAGUAUCGCAAUGAGUGUUCAAAAUCAGGUGAUAGAAAAUCUAAACAGUGGUGGAUGUCUGUCCAUGUCACAAGGUUCCGCUUCAGCCUCUGCACCACCCGGGCGUGGCCAGUAUCUAUGGCAACAAACAGUUGCCGGGGAUACGGCCACGCCUAUGCAUGUUGGGGAGCCAGCACUGCUAGUAACUUCUAGCAGAGAAGCUUCUGCUGUAGAUUGCUUAGACCAAGUAGAGUCGAGUAGUAGUGCUUGCUUCACAACGAAUGGUGCAGAGGCUGGGGCAGAACCGAGUGUAAAUGCCAUGUAUAGUAUGGAAAUCAUUCGACUAGGAUCAUUUAAGCAUUGGCUUAGCUCGAGCGCAGAUAUAAACCCUCGCAAAUUUGCAAAAGCAGGACUAUUUUACACUAGACAAGGCGAUACGGUACAAUGCUAUCAAUGUAGGAGAACGUUCAGUGGAUGGCUAGAUGGGGACAUACCGCUUCAAAGACAUCACCAAGAAAGCCCAGACUGUCUAUUCGCCAGAGAACUUUACUUGAAAGACAAUGAAGCCCAGCGAUCUCAAAACAACACCUCUUCACAGCGUAGAGGUAUUGAUGUAUCAGACAAUGCCACAUCAAGCAUCGUUGCACCACAAUCCUCUAGCAAUGGAAACGAUGCUCCAGACUCCUCUUGUUUACAGUCAAUGCAAAGAUUAUCCAUACAUAAUGUAAACACAAGUAGUGGUAAUGCAAACACUGCAAGUAGUAACACGGCAUCUGAUUACUACGCAUACGACACAGCCGCAACUGCAAGGAAUGUAAAACAUUGUGGUGAACACUGUCCGAAAGACUUGAACACGGAGCUACACAGGAUACACACGUUCUACGGAUGGCCAGAAAGCACACCUGUUAGACGAGAACAUUUGGCAAAAUUCGGGUUCUUCUAUCUGGGGGUGCGAGACAAAGUGGAGUGCGCGUUCUGCGGAGGGGUGCUCCACCAAUGGGAGGAGGGGGACGAUCCGAAGAGAGAACAUGAGCGACAUUACCCACACUGCCCCUUCAUACGGAACUGUGCGACCUCUAAUGUACCACUGGACGCCCCUGAUGGAGGUUCAACCGAUGAUCAACAAUCUGAAAGACGUGGUCACACGGAGAGCGAACCGGCACCGCCACCUCCCGGGGGAACGGACUGUCCGAAGCACCCGGAGCUUUCGUCAGAAGAAGACCGCCUGUCCACGUUUUUUAGCUGGCCCCUGUACAGCCCCAUCUCACCACGCAAGCUCGCCCAGGCCGGGUUUUAUUACACAUAUAUCGAUGACCAGGCGAAGUGUUAUUGGUGUGAGGGAGAGCUGAAGGACUGGCAGGCUGGAGACGACCCGUGGACUGAACACGCGCGCUGGUACGGGGAGGAGUGCGGCUUCGUGCUACGGGAACGCGGCAUUGGCUACGUCCGCCAGAUCAAGAACACCUUCCCUUCUCUUGUGCAAGUGGUCCAUCACCAUUCACAGCAGGACUUUGUCCAAGACUUCAUUGUGGGCUCCGCAAACGUAACGAUCCAAGUAGGAAGCCUCGACCCAGAGGACGAAUUCGAAGAGCGCGUGCUAGACGCCAUGGACUCGAGAGUCGUGAGAAACGUGGUAGAGAUGGGCUUCGGUCAGCAGAACGUGGAAAUCGUGGUACGAAGACGUCUUCGCGCGCGAAGGGGACCUUUCACGACCAUAACGGACCUUGUUGAGUCUUUGCUCGCGAUGGAUGAACGCGGUGAGGACCAGGGAGACAACCCGGAUGCUGAGGAUGAAGAGGACAGACACGCAGAGGGGCCAACUCUGACCGGAAACCAAGAGCCAGAGGAGGCUGCUGCUGAGCAGAUGGAGGAAGAACCAGAAGAAGAAACGCCAGCUUCAAUGGAGGAACUUCAGCAAAGGCUCAGGCGAAUGAAAGAGGAGCGUAUGUGCAAAAUCUGCAUGUCUAAUGAUGCCACAAUGGUUUUCAUUCCGUGUGGACAUCUAUGCUGCUGCGAGGGCUGUGCUCAUUCUAUGAGAUCUAGAGGUAGAAAGUGCCCAAUAUGCCGAGCUCGCAUCCUUAAGGUGCAGAGAGCUUUCCUUGCCUGAAGAUAUACAGUCAUGUACAAAUAAAGUGUCUCCAGUUCAGUCUGUGUGUUCAGUUCUAUUAUGAAACAACUUAAAGCCACUUUACUAAACAUCUUUUCAAGGCUAUAACUGUUAGAGUUUACAAGCUAAAAGUACAUUGUGUCUACAGUAGUUGCAGUAGUGCACAAUGCUAAUGAUGUAGUAAGGUGGCUGUUACAUGCUACGAAGUCUACCCUUAUGUCUAUCCAAAUAACGACUUGUGCUGAAUAUAAAAUAAACAUGCUUCCAUCCAUAAGAAGGGUGUGGCUAUGGUUACGUGUAAGGACCCAGUCACAUGUCACGAGGUAUGUGACCGCGUCGCUUUUGAACCGUUGAAAUGGUCUUUGUGACAGAUUUGGCGCCAAACCGAACACGGAAAACCGUUGAAGGGGGAUUCCCCUUUGUGCAUGUGAUGAGUGCGUGCACACAUUAUUGCGCACACACUAUUCUCCAACAGGUAAAGGUCUAACCAACUGUAGCCUGGCUUUCCCCCCGAAGAAAGCUGCGUGUACACAUUUGCAUUGGCUAGUCUCCAAGUUGGAAGUUAGCCAAAUGUAUCUCUGGGCGGUUAACGCCAUUCCUUUGAGUUGGUCCCGUGAUGUUUAUUACAGCGAACGUACAACGGUUUCUGCACCGAGAUUGUGCCAACUGGAGUUGAAAAAUGACCAUAGCAAUGCGCCCAACUGGAAAUUCCACAGUUAAGGGCACUUCAUCAUUUGACGCUUUGAUGAGGAUGGUAACAGAUUAUCAUUUUACACCAAUAAUAAAUAAUCUUUGUGUAUUGAACUCUUUGUGUCAUACACUGCCAUACAUUGCAGUGUGUUGAGUACUCGAUUUAUUUGGUAUAUGACUUCGGAUUGUCACAUGGUUUUCCUUGUGUAUCUAUAGAGGUUUAGUACUAUGAUAAGUAGAUCAUUUCGUCAUAGGUGCCGAAAACAGAAGUAACAUGCAAUAGCCGUAGGCCUUCCUAUUAUGUGUCGACAUCUCAGCCUCUGUUUCGUGUCGUUCUGGUGGCUGUUCCUGUGGAGAGUGGAACUGUGAUGUUAUACCUCCGACAUUCAGGUAUCAUCUCUCUGCUGUGAUAUUAAGCAAAGUCAGUCGACACCCCUCGAACUCUCUGUAUUAGACUAGUCCAUAUUUGAAUAUUAAGUAGCUCAGUCUAUUAGAGAAACCCAAGACUCUAGUUCCUUCUCUUUCAGCCUGGCCUGGACUCCAGACUGAGCACAUCCACGUUUGUACCACUACUAACC